This is a messenger RNA of Pteronotus mesoamericanus, 2390 nucleotides long. RefSeq names its product G protein signaling modulator 2 (gene GPSM2). Gene Ontology annotation, molecular function: G-protein alpha-subunit binding; GDP-dissociation inhibitor activity. The record is from RefSeq and is a predicted model, not a curated record. Gene Ontology annotation, biological process: establishment of mitotic spindle orientation. The transcript has 15 exons. Gene Ontology annotation, cellular component: cell cortex. Lineage: Eukaryota; Metazoa; Chordata; Mammalia; Chiroptera; Mormoopidae.
GAAGUGCUGCUGAAAGGGCCAGAAAUGCAAGGAAUUGGGACACAUUUUGAACCUUUAAGCUGUCUGACAUUGACCUCCUUUCAUUAUUAAUAAAGAAGAAGCAGGAGCUUAGGCUGUAUUAACACCAAUUCAUUAAUAUACUGACUGGACAAUGUUCUGCAACAAUUCUACAUUGUAAAGAGCUGGAUUGGCACAAAACAAAGUAAUUUCAUGUUAUACUCAGCCUGUAAUAUGACUCGAUGGAGGAAAAUUUGAUAAGCAUGAGGGAAGACCAUUCUUUUCAUGUUCGUUACAGGAUGGAAGCUUCUUGCCUAGAACUGGCCUUGGAAGGGGAGCGGCUGUGUAAAUCAGGCGACUGCCGCGCUGGGGUGUCGUUCUUUGAAGCUGCGGUUCAAGUUGGAACUGAGGACCUAAAGACACUCAGCGCCAUUUACAGCCAGCUGGGCAACGCAUACUUCUAUCUGCACGAUUAUGCCAAAGCACUGGAAUACCACCAUCACGACUUAACUCUUGCAAGGACUAUUGGAGACCAGCUGGGGGAAGCUAAAGCUAGUGGUAAUCUGGGAAACACCUUAAAAGUUCUCGGAAAUUUUGAUGAAGCCAUAGUUUGCUGUCAGCGACACUUAGAUAUUUCCAGAAAACUUAAUGACAAGGUGGGAGAAGCCAGAGCCCUUUAUAACCUUGGAAACGUGUACCAUGCCAAAGGGAAGAGCUUCGGCGGCCCUGGGCCUCAGGACGCAGGCGACUUCCCAGAAGAAGUGCGCAGCGCCCUGCAGGCUGCCGUGGAUUUUUAUGAGGAAAACUUAUCACUAGUGACGGCGCUGGGUGACCGAGCUGCCCAAGGACGCGCCUUCGGAAACCUCGGAAACACGCAUUACCUGCUGGGCAACUUCCGGGACGCGGUCAUAGCGCACGAGCAGCGUCUCCUUAUUGCAAAAGAAUUUGGGGAUAAAGCAGCCGAAAGAAGAGCGUACAGCAAUCUUGGAAAUGCAUACAUAUUUCUUGGUGAAUUUGAAAUGGCCUCUGAAUACUACAAAAAGACGCUACUCCUGGCCCGGCAGCUUAAAGACAGAGCCGUGGAGGCGCAGUCCUGCUACAGCCUCGGGAACACGCACACUUUGCUGCGGGACUACGAGAAGGCCAUCGACUAUCACCUGAAGCACUUGGCCAUCGCUCAGGAGCUAAAGGACAGGAUCGGGGAAGGAAGAGCGUGUUGGAGUUUGGGAAACGCGUAUACAGCUCUAGGAAAUCAUGACCAAGCCAUGCAUUUUGCUGAAAAGCACUUGGAAAUUUCAAGAGAGGUUGGGGACAGAAGCGGUGAACUAACAGCGCGGCUGAAUCUCUCCGAUCUCCAGGUGGUUCUCGGUCUGAGCUACAGCACAAAUAAUUCAGUAAUGUCCGAAAAUGUGGAAAUUGAUAACAGCGUGCACAGUGCACGGCCUAAGUCUGGACGCCGACACAGUAUGGAAAACAUGGAACUUAUGAAGUUAACACCAGAAAAGGUACAGAACUGGAACAGUGAAAUUCUUGGUAAACAAAAACCUCUCAUUGCCAAACCUUCUGCAAAGCUCCUCUUUGUCAACAGACUGAAGGGGAAAAAAUACAAAACUAGUUCUUCCACUAAAGUUCUCCAAGAUGCCAGUAAUUCCAUGGAGCCCCGAAUUCCAAAUUCCCAGAGGAAACUCAGCGCAGAGACUAUUGGAGAUGAAGGUUUUUUUGACCUGUUAAGCCGAUUCCAAAGCAACCGGAUGGACGAUCAGAGGUGCUGCUUACAAGAGAAGAACUGCGGGGCGGGCGCAGCCCCGUCCACCCCCGCGAGAGGGGCGCUGCAGCCGCCGUCUGGCUCCAUGGUGUCCCCCAACACGGACGAGUUUCUAGAUCUCCUUGCCAGCUCCCAGAGCCGUCGCCUGGAUGACCAGCGGGCCAGCGUCAGCAACUUGCCUGGGCUUCGUCUGACACAGAAGAACAACCAGUCAGUCCUGGGCCACCUGAUGACGAACGACAGCAAGGAGCCUGAUGAAGACUUCUUUGACAUCCUUGUAAAAUGUCAAGGGUCCAGAUUAGAUGACCAACGAUGUGCCCCACCGCCUGCUGCCCCAAAGGGGCCAACGGUACCAGACGAGGACUUUUUUAGCCUCAUUCUCCGGUCUCAGGCGAAAAGAAUGGAUGAACAGAGAGUUCUUUUACAAAGAGAUCAAAACAGAGACACUGAAUUUGGGCUACAGGACUGUUUGCAAAGCAAUGCUCUGUUGGACUUUAAAAAUUCAGGAAAAAAAUAAAACAAGUUGGAACUCAUUCACCUCUGGGUGCUUCUGACUCUGUACACCUGGGAGGAGAUCCAGGGGCUCUUCCUAAAAAUCCUUCAGGUGAUUUUGAUGGGCAAACAGUGA